Molecule: messenger RNA, 396 nt
Organism: Vicia faba (fava bean)
Lineage: Eukaryota; Viridiplantae; Streptophyta; Magnoliopsida; Fabales; Fabaceae
Source: the annotation of a GenBank genome assembly
AUGUUAACGAACAAUGCAAGGUCUGUUAAGCGAAUUCUAAGCACCAAAGAAGCAGUUGGGGUUGCAUGCCAACGAACUUUUGCGACUGGUAAAGCAAAGAAAGGAUCUAAAGGGGGUGGACCUUCGGAUGCGGCCAAAACAUCAACUCUUAGCAAAGAAGUCAAGGCAAGUACAGUCGUAGGUUCCAACAUUCUCAAGAAAGGAACUGAUCCAAAAAUCCUGCCUGCUGCAAACUACCCUGACUGGUUGUGUCAGCUGCUUGAUAAACGCCCUGCAUUAAGUGAAUUACGUAGGAAGAAUAUCGAAACACUCCUUUAUGGAGAUCUAAAACGGUAUGUUAAGCUGGAUAGUCGAGCCAAGAUCAAGGAUAAUAACUCUCUGAAGGCAAAGAACUGA